CUGCUCUCUAAGUAGUGAAAUAACUAGGAAAUAUGUUCCGUACAAAUGAGGGUGUAGGAAUUUCUACACCCUGGGAUCAUCCUACCGCUUAUUACGAAUGGAAUAAAUCCUGACCGUCCGUAUUGGACGGCACCGAUCAAUUCUAGUACUAAUCAGCGACGGGAUCAUACCUAACCACUGAAAAAUUUCGAAUUCCAAGAGAAAUAUACGGCUCCACUUUCUCUGUUUCCAAUUUCCCUCUUUGUCUCUCCCCUCUCUUUCUACAUACACCUUUUCCAUCUUCUCUGUACUCUCUCUCUCUCUCUCUCUCUCUCUUUCUCUCUCUCUCUCGCGCGCGCCCGCGCGCUAAAGGCGUUAAAUAAUCAACAAUGUCGAUCAGUGUGGAGACGCACAGCGACACGCUGUUCACGGUCAUCUUCAACGGCUCCGACGAGAUCCUGACGACGGUGACCUCGUCGGGCGCGGACGCGGAGGCGUGGGUCGCGGAGGUGCUCCGCGUGCACCGCCACCGCCUCGACCGCCUCGUGGUGGGGCUCGACGCGGAGUGGCGCCCCAACUUCUCCGCCGGCGCGGCACCCAACCCCGUCGCCCUCGUCCAGCUCUGCGUCGGGCGCCGCUGCCUCGUCUUCUCCCUCCUCCACGCCGACUACGUCCCCCUCGCCCUCGCCAACUUCCUCGCCGACACCCGCUUCGCCUUCGUCGGCGUCGGCGUCGCCGGAGACGCCGAGCGCCUCGCCGACGAGUGCGGGCUCCCCGUCGCCGACGCCGUCGACCUCCGCGACCUCGCCGCCGAGAGGACGGGGCGCCGCCAGCUGAAGCAGAUGGGGCUCGCGGGGCUCGCCGCGGAGAUCAUGGAGGUCGAGGUGAGGAAGCCCAGCCGGGUGAGGAUGAGCCGCUGGGAUCGGAGGGACCUGACCCUGGAUCAGAUCGGGUACGCGUGCGUCGACGCCUUCCUCUCAUUCGAGAUCGGGAGGAGGCUCUUCGCCGGGGAGUUUUGAGAUCGGGGGGAGCGAUAACGUCUGGUGUUCAUCCUGGUGCUCUCUAAUAAUGGCUGUAGAUAUGGUAUGGAUUUAGGGCCGUACUUUGGAUCUUUGCUGUAAAAGCCCUUCUUAAUCGCGUAGAAGUACAUGUUUUGAUUGUGUGGAAAUUUUAAAGUACAUGUUUUCUAGAUUUGGUGAUGCAGAAGCAUGCCCCUGCUAAGUGCAGACUACAAUGCAGUGUUCUGUUUUUUCACCACCGCCUUUUCUUUUGACAUCUUAUGAUGUUUCCUGCAUUAGAUUGCAUAGAAGCAUGCCCUGCUAACUACAAUGUAGUGUUCUGUUUUACGAUCA
Messenger RNA from Ananas comosus (pineapple), 1331 nucleotides. Its product is annotated as Werner Syndrome-like exonuclease. NCBI's taxonomy places the organism in Eukaryota, Viridiplantae, Streptophyta, Magnoliopsida, Poales, Bromeliaceae. The coding region runs from base 369 to 998 and encodes 209 amino acids. The record is from RefSeq and is a predicted model, not a curated record. Gene Ontology annotation, cellular component: cytoplasm; nucleus. Gene Ontology annotation, biological process: nucleobase-containing compound metabolic process. The transcript has a single exon. Gene Ontology annotation, molecular function: 3'-5' exonuclease activity; nucleic acid binding.